Drosophila obscura is the source of this 3266-nucleotide messenger RNA. RefSeq lists its product as uncharacterized. The record is from RefSeq and is a predicted model, not a curated record. NCBI's taxonomy places the organism in Eukaryota, Metazoa, Arthropoda, Insecta, Diptera, Drosophilidae.
UUUGCGUUCAGCUCCAGCCCCAGCUACAGCUCCAGCUCCAGCUCCCGCUAUGGCCUCUACUUCAAUGUCAUGGCAUGUGGCGCUCUUAAGCCGCUCUCUGCAACGCCAACCAGAAACCAGAAAGCUCAAACUGGUUGAUCGCACCCGCCGUUGGCUUUCGGGCUUUCGGGCCACAAGCGGGCCGCAGUCCGAUUCGUUGAGAGCUGAACGGCAGACGCAAACGCGCGAGAAAGCAAGCGAGCCAGCCCGGUCUGAGUGUUCCGUUGGACCCAUUGAUUAAAAUAAAUAUCAAAAUAAAUAACCAAUCAUUGUCGUGUGCCACUACGGGGAUAGUUUCAACCAGGAACCAUUGUUCCAGCAUCAGCGACCUGGAAGUGAAGCGCAAGCCCAAGCGCCGCCAAGUGCCUUAAAGUGAAGUGAAACGCAGUAAUUGCAUUGACAAAAGGAAGUGAAUAAGAGUGAACGGGUUUGUUUCGUCGACGGUCAGCAUUUUCACCGAGCCAAAUCCAAGAGGCGACUGACUGCCGCAGUGAAUGCAAUUCCGAUUUCGAAACGAACGAAACAAAACGAAAGUCUGGCGAAGAAAGUGCCAGAUCCGAAAAAGUUCUGCGCCGAUGAAAUGUCCAUGCAAAAAUUCAAUUAGGCGGCAACUCCUCACGGAAUUACUGUGCGUUAUACGAGAAGAGACACUGCGCUGCGUCCGGGGUGCAGAGAGCAACGUGUGUUGUGGCAUGCAAGUGCAGUAACCGCAAGGAUAAUGGAAAUGUUGAGCCAAGCCAUCCUCGGAGCAGGUAGCCGCCACGCGAAAUUAAAAGCAAACAGCCACAGAAAACGACGCUGCAGCCAGCUGUUUUGUUGCGUUCUGUUGCUGUGUCAUCUCUGGCUGGUUGCCGCACAAGCUUCGGAAGCGACAGCGUCUAACUUGAACGCGCCCUAUAGCCAGCCCCUGACCACGAUGGCUGGUGCGCCCCGCAACGAUGACAACACAUUUCGACCCAUUCUCCCCAUCGACAUAAGCCCAGAGUUCAUAUCCCGCAAUGUUUUCACAAAGACGGGACAAUAUCGCGUCUUCCAGCCCGCGGAGAGCGAGAGUGACCUUCGCCUAACGGUGGCCAUGAGGCGGCGAAACUUCAAGCAUCGACCAGAGACAGCAGAGGCGACUCCUGCCAGUGUAGUCGAGCCCAAGAGUGUUUCUGUGGGCAAUGUGGAGCAGGGUCCACCGGGCAACAGCUCCGAAACUCUACAGUCUGAGCUGAAGGGCCUGGAAGAUCUGCUCAUGGAAUAUGUGGAACAGUUUUUCAGUCAAGGCAAAUACGAGCCCGCCCCCGGCCUGGUGUUUGCUCUGCAACAGAAUCGCACGAGUGCUCAUUCGACCAAGGGACAGCGCAGCACACGGAGCAUUCUGGAAGACACCAAUGUGGAGCUCAAUGUCCCACGGGCUUUUGAGAGCGCCCGGCUUCUGUUCUUCAGCGGCCUGAAGAAAGUAAUGUGGCCAAUCUACAUGGGAUUACAGGUGCUGAAGAGCGUGGUGCUUGCCCUGUUCUUGCCGACCAUCGUUAGCAGCGUCACCCGGCUGAUUGGAAAGGGCAUUACGUCCGGCUCUGCCAGCUCCGUGCCGUUGUUUGUCCGGCCCAUGGAGCCGCCGCAGGAACUGGACUUCCGAGACAACUCUCUGAACUUUGACGACGACAGCAAAUUCAGCUUGGCCGACGACCCAAAAUCGGCUGGAGCCUACGAAUACAAUGCAGAGGCCUCCCAGCAGCAGGCCCAGUACGCCAACUUUAAUGGCAACUCAAUCAACCAGGCGACGCUUUCCCGCUAUGGCGGCCAGCAGAUGAUGCAGGACACCUACCUCAAUGCGCUGCAGAGCAUUGGAGCCGCCUCCUUCAAGAACUCACAGAGUCUGUCGGGGUCGUCGAGUGCAGCGGGAGCGGCACCCGGCAUGACCAGGAAGCCAGCCCCGGCGGUAAUGAACACGUUCCAGAGCUUCCAGAAGGUGCCCAACUCGUCGCUGCUGCUGUCCAACUACGACCCCUUCUACAGUCCGUUGCUGUCGCGGCUGGACUCGGUGUUUGCCCAGCUCAAGCUGAACUCGGCGAACGAGACCUGCCGCGAGAAGCUCAUCUGUCUGAUGUACUCGAACCCCGCGAAGUAUGCCCCAUACAGCAAUCUGGUGUCCGCGCAGCUGAGUCGGGAACUAAACGAGCUGCGCAAGCCCACCUCCGAUAAUCCGGACAUCCUGCGCUUCUUCAAAUACAUGCGGGCGGCCAAGGACGGACAGGACGGCGUCGACUGCGAGCAGUCGUUUGUCAAGUGCAAGGAAUUCAAGGAUUUCGAGAAUCCAGCUAUGCUUUCCACCUACAACGACAUUAACAAAUUGGUUCAGGCCCGUAAACUGACGUAGACGAGGAGCAACAUCGAGCAUCCAGCAUCCAGCAACCAGGAUGGGCGGAACAAUGACAGCAAAAGUUCGCAAAGUCACGUCAGGCCGUCUAAUGUCUGAUGUCUGAUGACUGAAGUCUGGGGACUCGAGCUGUAAUUAUGCAAAUCGUACUUUAGAUAGCCUAGCCAUAUACAAGUUCGUUAGACGCUCCAACGGAGGCAGCUGUCAGCAGACGCCCCCAGAGUGGAGCGCGGUUGGGGUUUUGGGUUUUGGUAGGGUCGAAGAGGAUUGGGAAGUGGGUAGGGGAACUCGAUUAACAUGCUGUAAAUAGAAAACUUUUUAGUUGUUUAAUUAGCACGGGCGCCUAUCAACGAAUGAUGCUGUUUUAUUUAGCCAUUUAGAGGAAUUUCGAAUAGUAUUUAUUUAUUUAUUUAUUUAUAGCCUUAACUUAAUGUUUACCUAUUUAUUUUUAAUAAUAUAUUCUGUUGUUGUUAUCCAAGUAGUCAUCGAAAGUUGUUCAGAGCAUUAUUUAUAAAUAACCAAUAAAGUUAUGUUGUACCAUCAAGACAAUUUGAUAAAUUGAGCGGCCGUUCGUUGUCCUUUCCACUAGCACUACUCAAGGAAAUCAAAGGGGGGAGAGUCUGUUGUGAGACAGCAAUAAAUAGAUUAAUCUUCCAAAUACAAUGUAAUAUUCAUUAUUAAUUGAUUUAAUAUAAGUUGAGGAUGCGAUUAGCUUCAAUGGCCCUGACUCACCACUCCAUUCGUUCUGAUGGGAUUCAAUUGAUAAUUCAUUAUAUAUGAAAUUACUUGAGGCGGCUUAGCAUUUUAUUGUUUUCAUUUGGUGCACAAUUUGAUUAUUUCCAACAGCGUUUCCUGGUUGCAU